AUGAAAGAAGUUUAUGGGAUUUAUAGGAGUGGUGGGGGUUGCUUCUACGUAAAAUGGGAUGAUCUUAGAAGUAGGAAAUUUUAUUUAUUUGCUUCUACUCUUAGGAUGGUGGUUUUUCCAACCGUAAAGAUAAGGUAUACAUUCAAGUUGACAGUGGAUUACGGAAAGACGUAUUUGCUCCGAAUGAUUAAUGCCGUCAUGAACAACAUUAUGUUCUUUAAAAUUGCAAACCACAAUAUAACUGUUGUUGGAUCAGAUGCGAGCUAUACUAAGCCCAUAAAUAGUGAUUAUAUUACCAUCUCUCCGGGCCAAACCAUUGAUUUCUUGUUAAAAGCUAACCAGAAACCUGGCCAUUACUACAUGGCUUCAAGGGUUUAUGCCAGUGCAGGCGUUUAUGACAACACGACUACAACAGCUAUUGUUGAGUAUCGAGGGAAUUAUACUCCACCAGCAUCACCAUUACUCCCAACUUUUCCUGAUUUCAAUGAUACAGGUGCUUCAGUUAAUUUCACUGGACAGCUGAAAAGUUUAGCAAAUAAGAAAUAUCCUAUUGAUGUUCCUUUAAAAGUGAGAACUAAAUUGUUCUUUACCCUUUCCAUUAAUGUAAUCCCUUGCGCCAAUGGUUCAUGUGAAGGACCUUUCAACAACCGUCUUUCAGCAAGUGUGAAUAACAUAACCUUUCAGCUACCAAGAGUCGACAUUCUUCAAGCUUAUUACGAGCAUAUCAAAGGUGUUUAUGGAAAUGACUUCCCGAAAAAUCCACCAUUUCAAUUCAAUUAUACUCAAGAUUUGGUCCCUCAAGACCUGUGGAUACCUCGAAAUGGGACAGAUGUAGUUGUUCUUGACCACAAUUCUGAGGUGGAGCUUGUCUUCCAAGGAACAAACACAGUUGCAGGGAUAGAUCAUCCCAUGCACUUACAUGGACAUAGCUUUUACGUAGUUGGAUGGGGAAUCGGAAACUUUGAUAAAGACGAAGACCCUAAACAUUAUAAUCUCGCGGACCCUCCUCUAAUGGAAACAAUUGCAGUUCCAAAAAAUGGUUGGACAGCAAUCAGAUUCAAGGCAAAUAAUCCAGGAGUGUGGUUGAUGCAUUGCCAUUUUGAGCGUCAUAUAAGUUGGGGAAUGGGAAUGGUAUUCAUUGUUAAAAAUGGCAAGAGCCGAGAUGCUAAAAUGCUUCGUCCGCCUCCAGACAUGCCAAAGUGUUAAAUGCUGAACAAAAUGGAGAUCUCUUAUGUAGGAGAUCGUUUAAUACUAGUGUGUGCUGCUUGUUGCAACUUGAAAUUUUGUACUGUGUGCUUCCUUUUUUGUGUAAUCUGUAAAUAUAUCUGAAUAAAGGAAUUGUUUGCUUGCAUCUAUUUAA
Molecule: messenger RNA, 1360 nt
Organism: Olea europaea var. sylvestris
Lineage: Eukaryota; Viridiplantae; Streptophyta; Magnoliopsida; Lamiales; Oleaceae
Product: laccase-14-like
Exons: 2
Coding region: 1-1206 (401 amino acids)
Molecular function (GO): copper ion binding; oxidoreductase activity
Source: RefSeq, a predicted model, not a curated record